UUUUAUUUUUUUGGAGGUAUUCAUGGAUACACAAAACUAAUGACUCGUUCUCCGUGAUUUCUUCACUUUCAAAAUCCUUUCUUUUGAAGAAAGUGACACCCAAAUCUUUAUCUCUUUUCACACUUUUUCUCUUUAAUUUUUUUUUGGAUCUUUAUGUCCUACAAGUAAUACUAUAAUAAUCUCAUUUGGUUUUAAUUAUUUUUUUUUGGGGUUUUCUUGUUUACUCACUCAAAGUUUUUGUUUUGCCAAAUGGGGUUCUCGUGAGGUUUGUUUGUUUCUUCGGGGGUCAAUGAAGUGUUUUCAUUUCUCUGGUCAUGAGAAGAAUGAUGAACCGAAAACUACAAAGUCUAUUUCGGUUCGAUCCUCUGAAUCUGUUUCGAUAUCGACGGAUCAUGAUAUGAGGAGAUCAGGGUCUGAGUUUAAUUCUCAGAAUGUCUCGGAUUUUAGCACCGAAUCCUCGACGAAGAACUCGUUUGCUGCUUUGUCUCAAAGGCAAAGUAAUCUCAGAGAGUUUACAUUCUUGGAAUUGAAGGCUGCAACAAAGAAUUUCAGCCGGUCCUUGAUGAUAGGAGAAGGCGGAUUUGGCGGUGUGUAUCGAGGUGUAAUCCGCAUCUCUGAUGAUUACCACAAGAAACUCGAUAUUGCUGUUAAACAACUCAGCAGAAGAGGAUUGCAGGGGCACAAAGAAUGGGUGACAGAAGUUAAUGUUUUAGGGGUAGUCGAACACCAAAACCUUGUCAAACUGGUGGGUUACUGUGCUGAGGAUGAUGAAAGAGGGAUACAGAGGCUACUGAUAUACGAAUACAUGCCGAACCGGAGCGUGCAGGAUCACUUGUCAAGUCGAUUUCAAGCAACUCUUCCUUGGGCCACAAGAAUAAAAAUUGCCCAGGAUGCUGCUCGUGGCUUAACAUACCUCCAUGAAGGAAUGGAUUUUCAGAUUAUCUUCAGAGAUUUCAAGUCUUCAAACAUACUGUUGGAUGAGCAUUGGAACGCAAAGCUCUCGGAUUUUGGGUUGGCCAGGCUAGGGCCUUCUGAUGGAUUAAGCCAUGUUUCGACUGCGGUUGUAGGAACCAUUGGAUAUGCAGCUCCUGAAUACAUUCAAACCGGGCGCCUCACGGCAAAAAGUGAUGUGUGGAGCUAUGGAGUUUUUCUUUACGAGCUCAUAACAGGUAGGCGUCCCUUGGAUCGGAAUCGUCCCAAGUCUGAACAAAAACUCUUGGAAUGGGUCAGGCCACACCUCUCCGAUAUGAAGAAGUUCAGGCGGAUCUUGGACCCGAGGCUCGAAGGCAAGUAUUCCCUCAAGUCUGCUCGUAAACUCGCAGCGGUAGCCAAUAAAUGCUUGGUUCGGCAGGCUAAACAACGCCCAAAAAUGAGUGAAGUUCUACAGAUGUUGGAUGAAAUUGUGGAAACUGCAGAUAUGCUAAGCCCUCAACCCGCUACGAAGAGUUCAAUUCCAAAACAUGUUUCAGAACUAUCAAAAAGAGAGCGAUUGAAAAGAAGGUUCAUUGAUCUGAUAAACAGCGACAAAAGGUGUUUCGUUUGGCGAACAUGGAGACCGAAGAUUGUGAGAACUACAUAAGCAAUUAUCAGGUCGAGUUUUGUCUACAUUCAUGUAUUCGUAUAAAAAACAAUUGUAAAGGUUUGAAGGAGAUAAUCAACUGCAAGUAUUAUGUAUAGGCUUUGCAUUUGUAGGAAGUUAUAUAUAUAUAUAUAUAUAUAUAUAUUUAUAUAUGAUGUUUCUAAUGAAGAGAAAA
Messenger RNA from Gossypium arboreum, 1754 nucleotides. Its product is annotated as serine/threonine-protein kinase PCRK1-like. Gene Ontology annotation, biological process: protein phosphorylation. Gene Ontology annotation, molecular function: protein kinase activity; ATP binding. NCBI's taxonomy places the organism in Eukaryota, Viridiplantae, Streptophyta, Magnoliopsida, Malvales, Malvaceae. The record is from RefSeq and is a predicted model, not a curated record. The coding region runs from base 290 to 1579 and encodes 429 amino acids. The transcript is spliced from 5 exons.